AUGCAACGGAGUAGCCACUCUGCUCUCGGCAUCAUGGCAACCACGGACCCCGAAUACAUAAGCCAGAAAAAGGGUCCACGCAUUCUAGGGGUGUUCUGGGCCUUCUACAGUGUGAGUGUGGUGAUGGUAUCCCUGCGACUUUAUAUCAGAGCCCGGAUGUUAAAGAACAUUGGACUCGAUGACUAUAUUAUCGUGGCAGCAAUGGCUAUGGUCACCAGUUAUACAAUUCUCACCACGGUAACUGUCGUUAUGGGAUACGGGAGCCAUACCUCUGUGUUGAUGGAAAAAGGUGGCAUGGACUUGGUUGAACGCAUUCUAGCCCUUAACUACGCAAAUUUCGCACUGGGAAUUAUGUCUUUUACCACCCCAAAACUCGCAUCGCUGCUCUCCUAA
Molecule: messenger RNA, 393 nt
Organism: Penicillium verrucosum
Lineage: Eukaryota; Fungi; Ascomycota; Eurotiomycetes; Eurotiales; Aspergillaceae
Exons: 2
Coding region: 1-393 (130 amino acids)
Source: RefSeq, a predicted model, not a curated record